Messenger RNA from Schistosoma mattheei, 1546 nucleotides. Lineage: Eukaryota; Metazoa; Platyhelminthes; Trematoda; Strigeidida; Schistosomatidae. The record is from the annotation of a GenBank genome assembly.
GUUCAUACGAAAAUCAUGAUGUACACAUUACAUUAAACUUAAUAUAUAUAUGAGAGAGAAGGAUAAAUCUUCAUGGAAAUAUUAUACAAAUGAGAUAUUUUUCUAUCUUCUACAUCAUUUCGUUUAAUUGGUAUACUUGUGUAACUUCUAUAUAUGGAACCAACCUAUCAUGAUUAGUUGUUAACAGGUACAAAAUUAUACUAUUUAAUAACAAUUAAUUUGUGAACAAUACUCAACUAUAAUGUAUUGUUUACAUUAAAUUAUAAAUGAUGUUUCUAAUGAUGUUUUACAAUGGAUAUUAGAAAAUUUCUCAAAGAAUCCGUAUAUAUAUGUAUCCUUAGGAAUUAUUAGAUAUAUUUGAAAAAAAAAAGAAAAAAGAAAGAAAAAUAUCCUCCAUCGAAAAGAAAAUUAUCCAUAGAAACAGUAUUGACUUGUUUAACUUAUUAAAUAGUUAGUUUAUAUAUAUAUAUAUUGGUUUCAUUCGGUCUUAAUAACAAUAACACAUUAUUGACGUCAGUGGAGAAACAAAAUAAAACAAACAAAAAAACAACAACAGCAACAACAACAAUUCAUAGAUUACAGUACAUUCCAGGAACUAUUGUAUCCUCUUCUUUCAACUGGUAACUUAUGCAGUUAUAUAUAAUGAACACUUAAAAUGCAAGUUGAUUUCAUACUAAAAUUCUUCAUUUAUACUUCAUUAUUAUUAAAUAUUUAUAUCAUUAAAUCUAUUCCGAUUAAUGAACCAAAUGUAUUUUAUGUAAAUGAUGAUACAAAUGAAGGUCAACGAAUAGGUCGUAUUACACAUUUCAAUAAUAAUAAUAAUAAUCAACCUAUCAAUUUUAAAACAGAUCAUUUCAAAGCUGUUAUUGUACGUGGUAAUCGUCCACCAGCUAUUUAUUUUCGUUUAGAUGAAAAUACUGGUGAUUUAUAUACACGUACUAUUAUUGAUCGUGAAGUAUUAUGUUUAAAACAAUAUCAAAUCAAUAAAAAUUUAAAUAAUAUACAAACUAAUUUAAAUAUUGAUUAUUCUCAAAUGAAUUAUCAAUAUAGAUCAAUAUUAUCAUCAAAUUCAAAAAUUAUAAAUCAAUGUAAAUUUACAUUUCAAAUAGCAUUACAUCGUAUAUUUGUAUCACAACAAUUAAAAAAUGAUCAUACAAUGGAAUUGAAUUAUCCUUAUUUACCAGAAUUUAUUGAUAUUCAUAUUAUAAUUAUUGAUCGUAAUGAUCAUAUUCCUACAUUUCAACCACAUUCAAUGAUUAAUUUAUCAAUACCAGAAUCAGUUCCAAUUGGUACACGUAUACAAUUACCAUUAGCAUAUGAUCCAGAUUCACCAGAAUUUAGUAUACAACGUUAUGAAUUAUAUCCUAUCACUAUAACUGAUUUUACAUUAUAUAUAGAAACAAAAGAUAUUCUAUAUAAUACAAAUAUAAUACAAGAAAUAACUGGAUUAUAUUUAGAAGUUAAAACAAUACUUGAUCGUGAAUUAUGUGAUCAUUAUAUACUUGAAGUGAAAGCAUAUGAUUCAUCAUCUAUAACAAAUACAUGA